Molecule: messenger RNA, 675 nt
Organism: Haliotis rubra (blacklip abalone)
Lineage: Eukaryota; Metazoa; Mollusca; Gastropoda; Lepetellida; Haliotidae
Product: extensin-like
Exons: 2
Coding region: 1-675 (224 amino acids)
Source: RefSeq, a predicted model, not a curated record
AUGGCUGCUAGCACCUCCAAAUUGACCCCUUCCCCAACCACACUCCGCAUCAUUUUCCACCUCAACGUUCCGACACCACUUCCCAGCCUACACACACCACCACCUACCAGCCACAGAGUACACCAACUACCAGUUACAGAGCACCACCUGUACCAGUUGCAGAGCACCACCACCUACCAGCUACAGAGUACACCACCCUACCACCACAGAUCACCACCACCUACCAGCUACAGAGUACACCACCCUACCAGCCACAGAGUACACCACCCUACCAGCCACACAGCAUACAGAUCCACCUACCAGCUACAGAGCACCACCACCUACCAGCUACAGAGCACCACCACCUACCAGCUUACAGAGCACCACCCUACCAGCUACAGAGUACCACCACCUCACCAGUUACAGAGCACACCACCACCAGCUACAGAGUACCACCAGAGACCUACCAGCUACAGAGCACACCACCCUACCAGCCAUGCUACAGAGUACCACCACCUACCAGCUACAGAGUACCACCACCUACCAGCUACAGAGUACACCACCUACCAGCUACAGAGCACCACCCUACCAGCUACAGACCCUACCAGUACCACCCUACCAGCUACAGACCACCACCCUGACCCACCACCCUACCAGCUACAGAGCACCACCCCUACCAGCUACCCACCACCAUAG